AUGACACAGGACGCGACGUCGCCCACAGAGGCGCGGCUUCAGAGGUACAGCCCAAGGCUGAACCGGGAAGCUCUCCCAAGUCAGGAGGCCCAGACUCGACUGUUCCCGAACGCGGCUCUGGCCACACGGACACCCGAGGGGAAGGCGGGUUUUAAGGAGAGUCGUGUGCCAGACACGCAGCCACUGAACCACAAGCAGCUUCGCGUUAACUGGAGAGCCCAGGAGUCGCGUGCCAGGAGCCGAGGACUGAGUGACAGACGGACGCGCAGCGCCACCGGCCCACAAGACCCCGGCGCUCCAGACUCUGAGAUCCCAGGUCCCCUGCGGAGCCGCGGCUGCAGCUCCCGGCCGCGGGGACGAGCGCGCCAGGUGGGUGUCCCCGCCGCAGUCCGGCCUCGGUCGCGUCGUCCCCGUGCCAAAUCCGCGUCCGAGCCCGGCGCGGAGCGCGGCACCGGCUUCCUGGCUUUGCAUCCCGGAGCGGGGCGCUGCGCCCCCGAGCGGAUGUUCGUCAAGUCCGAGACCCUGGAGCUGAAGGAGGAGGAGGACGUGCUAGUGCUGCUGGGCGCGGCCUCCCCGGCCUCGGCCGCCCUGACCCCGCUGUCGUCCAGCGCGGACGAGGAUGAGGACGAGGAGCGGGGCGCUCGGGGAGGGGCGCGCGGGGCCGAGCAGGGGCCCGCCCGCCCAGCCCGCGAGGGCCGGGCGACCCGGAGCCGAGGGACUGCGAGGAAGCGCUUGGGCCUGGACGCCUCCUUUACAUCACUGCUGGCACGCGGGUCGCAGCCCCAAAUCUCAAUCAACAACCCAUUAGAGCGCAACAGGAGUGAGACCAAACCGCUCCGGCGCGCUUGCCCGGCCCCUCGCUUUCAGAUGCUAAGCGCAGCUCGGCGCAGGCUGCCGGGCUCUCGCCGGCGGCGGGGAGGACGCGCUAAUCGCGACGCUGCGCGGAUAAAGCCUUCAGAUUGGGGAUCACUGCCUCCGCACAACAGCUUCAUCAGCCGGAAAGCGCAGGGGUUUGGGGAGGAGGUGCUUUCCCUAGUGGGGGCCCCAGCUCCCCAAUCGUUUCCCCGCACAGGAGCAAAAGCAGUCAGCAGGCUCCCCAGCAAUGGCAAGAAUCCUACAGUGUUUUCCUUCCUUGGGGAAAAGAAGAGGGGCGCGGGAGAAGAGGGUGGCAUCAAGGGUGGCGAGACGCGCCCGCCCGGACUCUGCGUCCCCAGGGCGCAGCGAGAGAAAAGAGUCGAAGGCGAAGCCCGAGCCCGACACGUGCAGCCGGGUCCUCGGUACCGGGCUCGAGCCCCGACACGCGGUGUGGCUUGGGGCGGUGGGGCCUGGGAGACGCUCGCCGCCCCCCACGGGUCCACGGUCGCCGGGAAGAGAGUGGCGCUGGUGCAGUGUCCUCUCCAGCGGUGGCUAGGGACCGGGACGAAGGCAGAGAGUGAGAUUCCAUCAUUUCCUUUGGAUCUUUGGUUCCCGGGACCCGGACAUCCCCGAAAGCGGAACUCACCCUCCCUUGCGGCCACCACCUUCCCUUACCACCCCCAGUACCGAACCCUAAGAUUGGCGGCUUUCGGCACCAGCGGCAAACUGCCCGCGGGCCCGGGUUCCGCUGCUGAGCAAGCACCGCGUGGGGCAAGGGUUGAGCGUGAGUGUGGGAAGAAGGAGGCCGACGAGCAGUCAGAACGAGUUCACCGAAAUCCAGUUGCCCUCGAGCUCCUUUUUCCCAUAGAAAAGCGGCGGAAUCGGGAGGACGGGCUCGGAGGUCGUGGAAAUUGCAAGCGGCGCCCUCCGCGCGCCCGGGCUGCCCCGCGCGGCGCCAAGACGGCCGAGACGGCACAGCGCAUCAAGAGGACGCGCAGGCUGAAGGCCAACAACCGCGAGCGCAACCGCAUGCACAACCUCAAUGCGGCGCUGGACGCGCUGCGCGAGGUGCUGCCCACCUUUCCCGAGGACGCCAAGCUCACCAAGAUCGAGACGCUGCGCUUCGCGCACAACUACAUUUGGGCGCUCACCGAGACGCUGCGCCUGGCCGAGCACUGCGGGGCCGGCCUGCCGGGGGCGCUCUUCCCCGAGGUGGCGGGCGCCGCGCCCCGCAGCGGCGGGGACAGCCCGUCGCCCGCCCCCACGUGGAGCUGCACCGCCAGCCCCGCGCCGUCCUCCGCGCCGUCCUCCAGCUCCACCUCCCCCCACAGCUGCACUUUGUCGCCCGGAAGCCCGGCCGGGUCCGACCUGGACUACUGGCCGCCGCCGCCCGCCGACAAACACCGCUACGCUCCGCACCUGCCCCUGGCCGGGGACUGCCUCGGGCCUUAGCUGGCCCUCGUCCUCCCCACACCGAGCCCUUGUCCCGGCCCUCCCAGGGCGGCCGUCGCGUCCCGGUGAGGGCUCCCCCUGGGGAGUGGCUUUUGGGGUGCUGCCCAGGCCACGCAGCGCUCCUCCCUGUCCCCGCCCGGAAGUCACCGGGAGCCCUGCAACUGGUCCCGCUGUCUCUUCACCUUCGCUCCUGCAUAGAGAUGUUAAUGUCACUGGAAAGCAGUGUGUCCCGGCAGCUGAAAGAGUUCGCCGUAAUAACGUUAUCCACAGACCCGGGCGCCGCCGGCACCUGCUUCUUCCCACUGCGGCCUGCGGGCGGUGGGAACUUCACCUGUCAAACCAAACUUUCCCUCUUUGACGCGCACUUUGUUCCUUUUCCCAGAUUGGUCACA
Messenger RNA from Chinchilla lanigera (long-tailed chinchilla), 2699 nucleotides. RefSeq names its product neurogenin 2 (gene Neurog2). The transcript has 7 exons. Bases 1 to 2307 code for a protein of 768 amino acids. The record is from RefSeq and is a predicted model, not a curated record. NCBI's taxonomy places the organism in Eukaryota, Metazoa, Chordata, Mammalia, Rodentia, Chinchillidae. Gene Ontology annotation, molecular function: protein dimerization activity.